Messenger RNA from Hippoglossus stenolepis (Pacific halibut), 1890 nucleotides. Its product is annotated as sorting nexin-32. Bases 280 to 1389 code for a protein of 369 amino acids. Gene Ontology annotation, molecular function: phosphatidylinositol binding. The transcript has 15 exons. NCBI's taxonomy places the organism in Eukaryota, Metazoa, Chordata, Actinopteri, Pleuronectiformes, Pleuronectidae. The record is from RefSeq and is a predicted model, not a curated record.
CGAAUUAAGGAAGUGUGUAUGAAGUUGGGUUUCAUUUUCUUGUUUAUGAGGAAAUACUUUUGACGUUCACGUGGGCGCAGUAGCAGCACUGGCGGCCGCGACACGGACUCAGCGUGCACCUUGACCCGGAGGAUAUCCUGUGCUGUCUCAGCAGUUGGAACGUAAGCGCUCCAAAGCCGACACAAGACAGAAAGAGCUUUGUGACUUUCUGCACUUUUAUCAAGAUUUAAGAUUUCUACAAACCAAAAACAGGAGACAGGAAACUUUCAGGCUUUGACAAUGAUGGAAGAGGUGCAAGAAGGGACAUCCGCUCCUAGUGUCCAUGGUCAUAACAUCAAGGUGACAGAGGUGCUGAUAGACGGGGACACACUCACCUUUCUGAUAGUUUCUCAAAAGCUUUCUGGGACGGGGGAGUACCAUGUGUACCGGAUCUAUGAAGAUUUGGAAUGGCUGCAGCACCACCUGUUCUCUCAGGAGGACGUACCCGGGAUACAGGGGGUCAUAUUUCCUCCUAUUCCUGCAAAGCCUCAGGUGAAUGCAUCUGCCAAGGUUAUGAAACAGCUUGGUUUCCUUGGUUUGGGAGAGUGGCAGCCGUACUGUAAAGCACUGGAAACCUUCCUGCGGCAGGUUGCUUCACACAGCAUGCUGAAGAAGAAUAAAGCUGUGGAGAUCUUCCUCACCAGUGCAGAUCCUCCAGGUCGACAAAGAGUGAGGAAGAACAUCUUCAACCGGCUGAGUCAGGCUGUGGGAGAGAUGAGGAAAGAAGGCCACAAGGACGUGGAUGAGUUCUUUCAAGCGGCUCGGGACCAGAAUCUCAUUAUGACUGGCUACACCAAGAGCGCAGCAGAGAGAUUCCUGGAUGUGGUGCUAACUGAGCAAAAAAUAGCAGUGGCCUGUGGGCACUUCUCUGCUGCUCUGCAUCUCUGUGUGGAAGCUGGGGAGGAUCCGGACAAACAGGCUUUUUCAAGGAUUUGUGUGAAAUUAUCAGAAGUCUUUGAAUCCAUGAAGAAAAACAUGAUGAGCACUGCAGAGAACAAUGUGAGCACUCUCGGGCUCGGCCUCGACCUGGAGUCACGCUACCAGGAGGCAGAGAAGGAAAUGCUGUUCAGGAGAACCUGUAAACUGGCCGAGUUGGAGACUGCGAGGAGGAACGCAGAGAAGGCCAAACCUGUGAAGAUGGCUGCUAUGGAGGAGGUGAAGAAAGCAGCAGAGAUGGACUUCAAUCACAUUUGUGGAGUUGCUAAACAGGAGAUUGCGAGGUUUGAGGGGGUCCGUGUGGAGAUGCUGCAGCAGGCUCUGGUUCAGUGGUGCGAAAAGCAGCUUCUUACAGCAAGAGAAAGUGCUGACCAGUUCGACCAGUGCCUUCAAGGCUUUAGGGGGAUGGCCUAGUGACCUCACUAGCGCCCUCUUCAUAAAGCACCCUCAGUGUAUGUCCAAACAUAGCAUAGCAUGGAAAAACACUGAACACGUCCUUCACCCUUUGUACUGGAGCAUGGUGCUUUUUUUUUAUUCAGUUGCAUCCAGUGUAAAUAACAAUGUUAUUGCAAUUUUUGAAACUCUUCUCACGAUUAAACAGUAUCCCCAAAAUGUGUGCAUACUCUCAACUCUGUAGUUUUCUUUUUCCUUUCUCCCUUCCUUCCUUACUUUCCCUCAAUCUCUCCUUACACUUACCAAUAAAGCUCUGGCAGAGAUGAUUGAUUUUAGAUCCUAGCUGUGGCCUUGUCGUCUGCUCAGGCUAUCGUGUGUGUGUGUGCGUGUAUGUGUACGUACGCACGCGUUCUAUGCCACAUUCAUAGAUUUGUGCUGAGAGUGUAUUGUGCUGCUGCUCUCAAGCCACUACAUCAGCUGGGGUCACACAAAAUAAAGUGUGAUGAAUUGAUUCCCAAAGUA